Molecule: messenger RNA, 772 nt
Organism: Lactuca virosa
Lineage: Eukaryota; Viridiplantae; Streptophyta; Magnoliopsida; Asterales; Asteraceae
Source: the annotation of a GenBank genome assembly
AUGGACGGUGUGGUGUUGGAAUUACCCAAUGAAUGCUUUACAUUUUCACGCACACCAACAUACCAGAUGACAAAAAAAUACAAGGGACCAAAUGUAGACUUUCGGUGUAAAAAGGGAAUUGCUCAAUUUGUACUGGUCUUGGAAGACAUUUUAUGGGGUGAAAGAGAAAAGCCAUGUCAUCAGGAUUACAAGUGUCCUGGAGUUGCAGAUGAUAUAGGAUUACAUGUAUUCUGCAGAUUAAAGCGAUGUUUACUUGAAGAGGGAACAAGUGAAAUAGCUGUACAAGACUAUCAGCAGAUUAUGCUCAUAGAAUUUUCAGAAAUACAAGAGCAAGGCAGAGUUCUUUGUGAAGAUCGCUUAAGUUUGAUUGAAACCUUGUGCCAGCUAGAGAUCCUUACAAGAUUUCUGACUUUAACUAUUGGGCUUCACCUUACCAUGAUAGGGAUGCUGAGGAGGUUGUGUGAAAAAACACUAGCCUUAAUACAUGGUGAUCUCCAUAAGGUUAAUGUCUCCUAUUUGCAUGAUAAUCCAUGAAACAUGAAACAAGAGGAAGGAGAUGUCGUAGCUUGGGGUAAUUAUUACGAACUACAUGGUUCGGUACAAAGUCAAAAUUAUAACUCUAUUUUACUUUUAUGCAUCAAGGCUUGCCGUGGUCAUUGUUAAGGAUAGAAAAGACUCGAAACUAUGUAAAUAUGAAGGAAAAAAACCUAUUUUAAUUCGUAGUAUAUGUGUAAGUUUCCUCAUUCAUAAGGGCUAAAAGCGGUAAAUAGCA